Messenger RNA from Vidua macroura (Pin-tailed whydah), 1351 nucleotides. RefSeq names its product glycoprotein IX platelet (gene GP9). The coding region runs from base 62 to 658 and encodes 198 amino acids. The transcript has 3 exons. Lineage: Eukaryota; Metazoa; Chordata; Aves; Passeriformes; Viduidae. The record is from RefSeq and is a predicted model, not a curated record.
CACACUCCAGCACUUCUGCAGGCACAGGGAAAGGGAUCAAGAGGGGCCAAACAGGCUGCAGAUGGAGCUGCUGGCCGUGCUGGGCUGUGCCCUGCUGCUCCCCACGGUGCUGGGCGAGGAUUGUCCAUCCCCGUGCAGCUGCUGGUCCCUGGGGGAGCCCUGGGGGACAGGGGUGGACUGCAGCUCGCGGGGGCUGCGCGCCCUGCCCGCCCUGCCGCGCCUGACCCGCAGCCUGCACCUGCACAACAACAGCCUGGCCUCCAUCCCCGCCGGAGCCCUGGACAGCCUGGGCCACCUGCAGGAGCUGCAGCUCUGGGACAACCCCUGGCACUGUGACUGUCACAUCCUGUACCUGAAGCUCUGGCUGCAGGAUUUCUCCGCACCCGCGCUCGCCCGGCUCAGGUGCGCCAGCCCCGCUGCGCUGCGGAUGAAAGCCCUGGGGCAGCUGACUGGGAAUGAUCUGGGCGUUUGUACCAGGCUUCUCCCAACCAAGUGUCUCCAGUUCUUCUGGCGAGACCUCAUUUUAAUUGCUGGGGCGAUAAUUACCCUCCUUUUAGUGGCGUGGGCUCUGAAGUUCUCCAAAAAGCUGGUCUGCCAGCUCAGCCUCGGGAGGCGGCGGCUGAGGAGGAACAUCCCCAAAACCCACAAGGCUCUGUGAGUUCACAACCCAUCAGCAUCUCUUGGUGUCCCAGGGGGCUUGGUAGGACCAUUCCCGUGUGCAGGAAAACUCAGUCCUCUCUUCCUCAGAUUCAGGAGCUUCCUGCCCCCAAAAGCACCCAGAUUAUACAGACCAGACACUGCAUGGAUCCCUGAUUGAAAACAGUUAAAGAUGGACUGGUAAUGACAACAUAAUCAGCAAAAUAAUUUUACAUCUUAUGGAAUUUCCUGAAGGGUGAACAAUAAUAAAGCAUUCUAUGUGGAACUGAAAUAAUGGAUGCUUAUUGAACAUUCAUAUUGACCAAAAUUUGAUCUCUUUCACAACUCUAAACAUUUCUGAUUAAAUUUCUAAGAUAUUUUCAGAACUUGUCCUCUGGAGAUAAUUUUAGAAUAUUUCCCCUGCACUGAGCGUUUCAAUUUUUUUAAAAGACAACCACUAUUCUGUAUGAAUGCAGAAUAGUACAGAAGAAAUGCACUCUGCCAUCUCUCAUGGAAUUUCCUACAUGAUAUUUCUUGUUUCCCCGAAAUGAAAUAAAUCAUUCAGACUAAAAGCUUAUCACUCUCUUCUGUGCCUAUAAACUAGAAAUGCAUAGAAUAGUGAACUGCUUUACUACAUGGCUUCAACAGUAUAAAUAUAUUAAAAAUGGGCAAUUAGUGAACAUUUCUGCUUGCACCAACCAACACAUCAAAUAAG